AUGCAGAGAAGUUUCACGGAGUUUGGCGGCAGCGGAGCGUUGCUUUCGCCGCGCCAGAGAAGUUUAUCCAGCAGCGCUGCAGACGCUGAUAACGCAGACGCGGCAGGCAAUGUCGCCCCAACCAGCCUCAGCGACACUUCGGAUUCCACGCCAACCACACCACCUACAUCACCAUCGUCACCUCCACGCUACGGCGAUGCUAUAGUCAACAACGAAGGUGUCAACGUAGGCUGGAUGCUGGACGGAGCUCGUAACGGUGGUUCAUCAGCAUCGCUUUUCUCUACUUACUCGAGGUCGCUGCCAUGUACACCGUGCGUGCAGCAAUCGUUUCCACAGUACUGGACCAUUAAAGAAGUAAAGUUCGGAGUGCCGCUGGAACAGGCGUGCAAGUACGAUGAUAUCCCCGCCCCCCUUCUGGUCCUUAUACUGAAGCUCAACAAGGAGGGCCCUAUGAAGAAGGAUGUAUUCAGGGCUCCGGGCAACCAGGCCUCGAUGAAGAAACUCCUACACUUUCUACAGCGCGGCAGACUCUUCAAUAUUGAACACUUCAGCGUGUACACCACAGCGUCCGUGCUGAAGAAGUUCUUGCGCAAGCUUCCAGAAGGAAUAUUUGGACGCACUGGUGAAGAAGAGCUCUUCAACAUGAUUCAGCUCACGGACACGGAGCAGCAAAGAGACUUGGUGCAUAAACUCAUCACGUCACGUCCUAUUGUGGCGCAGCAUUUGCUUGUGCUGUUCUUCGGCACAUUCAGGGUGAUCGCCAACAGCGCAGGCCGCAGCAACACGGGCAUGACGGCGGAGGCGCUGGGGGUGUCCGUGGCUCCCUCCUUCUUCAGGUCGUGCGUGGCGCGAGGCAAGACUGCCACCAUGGACGAUGUGCUCAGGUUCAAGGUGGCGACUCAGAUCAUGCAGUUCAUAGUAGACAAUUUCGGCGCGAGUAACUUGUUUGGCCGCGAGAACUACGAGUAUUAUGCCAGGAUCACAGGACGCGUGAUGCUCAGGGUCGAAGAAGACUGGAUCUUCGCCUACAGAUAUCCUAGGGACAGCCUCGUCGCACCCAUGGCAGGUCAGGAGGAGUCGCAGUCGACGCCUGCCCUGAUCCACAUGCCGGAGGGCAGCAGCUCCGCGUCGUCGUCGUCACCAGGCGGGGGGGCGACGGGGGGCGCCGCGUGUCUGGAGGGGGGCAGCGGCAGCGAUUACUGA
This is a messenger RNA of Hyalella azteca, 1203 nucleotides long. Its product is annotated as rho GTPase-activating protein 20-like. Bases 1 to 1203 code for a protein of 400 amino acids. NCBI's taxonomy places the organism in Eukaryota, Metazoa, Arthropoda, Malacostraca, Amphipoda, Hyalellidae. Gene Ontology annotation, biological process: signal transduction. Gene Ontology annotation, molecular function: GTPase activator activity. The record is from RefSeq and is a predicted model, not a curated record. The transcript has 2 exons.